This is a messenger RNA of Podarcis muralis (Common wall lizard), 1966 nucleotides long. The record is from RefSeq and is a predicted model, not a curated record. NCBI's taxonomy places the organism in Eukaryota, Metazoa, Chordata, Lepidosauria, Squamata, Lacertidae.
CCGCGCCCCGCCCCGCUCCCUUUCCUUCCUGCUCCGCGCGGCGCCUCUUGGGAGUUGAAGUCCGAGGAGGAGGAGUUUCCGUUGGUGCCGUUGAAAGCGAUGAGGAGGAUUGACAGCAGACACAGCCGGGAUGACAUCCCCCUGGAGGACCAGGAGACGGAAGGGCAGAGGCAGCUCAAGAGCCUCCUGCACCAUCAGCUCGACACAUCUGUCUCCAUUGAGCAGUGUGUGUCCAAGCGCCGCUGCUUUGCGCCUGCAGCGCUCUACAAACCCUUUGGAGAGGAAGCCGCUGGGACCUGCACCUUGCCUCAGUUCCAGGCGCUGCAAGAAAGCAACAAAGAGGCUGCCGCUCUUCGAGAGCUGGGCCUCUCAGACGCCGAGAUCCAAUUCUGGAAGACCCAUGCCUUGGCAGAUAAGAGUCCCGGCCUUGGAGCAGCCCCCGAGGCGAUACGAGAGAGGAUCGGGGCCAUCGAGGAGAAGAUGGCCGAGCGCCAGCGCAUCCUUUCGCUGCCCCAGCGCUUUGCGGGCAGCAAGCAGCUGAGCAGGCGAGAGAUGGAGAUUGAGAGCUCUCUCUUCCAGGGCACGGACCGCCACGCCUUCCUGAGGGUUCUGUACCACCAAGGUGCAUGGCCGGGGGCCCCUGGAGUCCUUGUGGGUGGGCGUGGAAGGCAACUGGGGGAGGUGGCGGGGUGCUUCAUUGCCUAUGAAGCUACGCAGGAGGACCCCUUGUCACACCUCAGCACAACUCUUGGCCGCCGGCCUGAGGGGCUUCCCUUGCCUCCCCAAAGUGACCCAGAUGUGCCGUGCCCCGUGCCUCCCAGCAGCCCCCCAGUGUCUCAGGGCGCAGAUCCCCGGCCAACCCCAGCACCCGUGAUGGUGACAGAGCCGGUGGAGUUUAUCCCAGAGGAGGAGAUCCGCAAAAACCGCCUCUCGGAGGAGGAGAUCCGCCAGAUUCCCCGGUUUUCCUCCUACAGCCCUGGAGAGCCAAACGAGGUGCUGUACUUGAAGAACCUCAGCCGCCGCGUCAACAUGAAGGAGCUGCUGUCUUUGUUUGCGAGGUUCCAGGAGGAGGGAGGCCCCCAAAUCCAAUUCCGCCUGCUGAGUGGGCGCAUGAGAGGACAAGCUUUCCUCACCUUUCCCAGUAUCUCUACGGCACAGGCAGCCCUGCAGCUGGCAAACGGCUUCAUCCUGCUGGGGAAGCCCAUGGUUAUUGAGUACGGGAGGAAGAAGACACCUUGACUCUAAGCCUUCAUCCUGGAGUCUCCCCUGUGCUGCAGCAAAGUGGAAGCAGCCAGAGGGGUUUCACCUGGACGUGCGGGCAGCUGAACAGUCCAGGCCAAAAAGAAGUGUCACUUGCUGCCAGGGGCAGAGACCUGGGACUGUGUGACGGACAGCUGAGGUGGACCAGAGUGCCUCCGAAUUCCACUAGCGGCUGGGAGUCUCUGUCUGUUUGGCUACCAAGACAGCUAGCCAGAGGGGGGGUUGUGUGGAGCAUUUAGGGAGGGAGAAUAAAAGGAGCAAUUUCUAAGAGAGUGGGCAGAUAGUUUGAGGGAGAUAGUUGGUUCUGGUCUGUGUGUAGCAUCCACUCCGAGAAAAGUAUCUACAGCUAGUGAAAGGAGUCUCUGAGUUUAGACUGAAAGACGGUGUGUACUCUCUCGGGAAAGUAUUCAGACAGGAGUUAACUGGGGGCUGAGUUUGAGCUAGGAGAAGUAGGAGCUGUGAGGAUACAGUCUGCUUGGGUCUCAUUUCAGUUAGGAGGGGAGUGAUCUUCUAGGAAGAGAAGAAUCCCAAACCAGAUAAGAAGGUCUGUUAUAUUGCUAGAAAUACCUCUUGGGUGGGAUUCAUAAAAGGUUGGGUAACGUGACAGAAAGUGCCACGUUGUUUAAGAAACUAGAGAAUUCACCUAUGCAGCAACUAAGCUAAGGAACUGAAGUGAAAUUACUGGAAAUAAAUAAAAUAAAGAAAA